This is a messenger RNA of Peromyscus eremicus (cactus mouse), 1121 nucleotides long. It is a transcript of the gene Rab13, whose product is annotated as RAB13, member RAS oncogene family. NCBI's taxonomy places the organism in Eukaryota, Metazoa, Chordata, Mammalia, Rodentia, Cricetidae. The transcript is spliced from 8 exons. Gene Ontology annotation, cellular component: plasma membrane; endosome; trans-Golgi network transport vesicle. Gene Ontology annotation, biological process: Golgi vesicle fusion to target membrane; protein secretion; cellular response to insulin stimulus. Gene Ontology annotation, molecular function: GTPase activity; GTP binding. The record is from RefSeq and is a predicted model, not a curated record. Bases 124 to 735 code for a protein of 203 amino acids.
UGGGCGGAGAGGGAGGAAAACUUCCUGGCUGGGACUCUGGCGGUGUCUGCCUGCCAGCCCUCCGAUCCCGCCUACCAGUGUUGGCUCUUCCCGACCCCUCCCCCGGCGCCCCCAGUGUCCGCCAUGGCCAAAGCCUACGACCACCUCUUCAAGUUGCUGCUGAUCGGGGACUCGGGGGUGGGCAAGACUUGUCUGAUCAUUCGCUUUGCAGAGGACAACUUCAACAGCACUUACAUCUCCACCAUCGGAAUUGAUUUCAAGAUCCGGACUGUGGAAAUAGAGGGGAAGAGGAUCAAACUGCAAGUCUGGGACACGGCUGGCCAGGAACGAUUCAAGACAAUAACUACUGCCUAUUACCGUGGAGCCAUGGGCAUCAUCCUCGUAUAUGACAUCACCGAUGAGAAAUCCUUUGAGAAUAUUCAAAACUGGAUGAAAAGCAUCAAAGAGAAUGCCUCUGCCGGAGUGGAGCGCCUCCUGCUGGGGAACAAGUGUGACAUGGAGGCUAAGAGGAAAGUGCAGAAAGAGCAGGCCAAUAAGUUGGCUCAAGAGCACGGAAUCAGAUUCUUUGAGACCAGUGCCAAAUCCAGUGUGAAUGUGGAUGAGGCUUUCAAUUCCCUGGCCCGUGACAUCUUGCUCAAGUCAGGAGGUCGGAGACCGGGGAACAACAGCAAGCCCUCAAGCACUGACCUGAAAUCAUCUGACAAGAAGAACACCAACAAGUGCUCCCUGGGCUGACAGAUGCUGCUUCCUCCUCACCCUGAACCUGGAGGCUAGACCUGAGGGAGGUGGGCUGAGGGGCUGCACAAGAGAGAAACUGGUGGGACCUAGAGGGAUAGAUGAGCUGGUGAUAAGGAGGAUGAGGAGGAAGGACAGAAAGAAAGGGGCAGGGAAAGGAGAGGAAGGAAUCGAGGAUGUGAAAGGUGAAAGGUUUGAGAAGAGGAAAGGAAGAAUAAUGGUCUCAGGUCUUGGACUGUCCUUGGGUUUAAGGUCAGACAUGGAUGUAAAUAUGUUGAGUUCUCCGUUACUGGUUCAGGUUUAGGGUCCCGAGAGGCCGGCUCAGCACUACUCUGGAGGUUGCUCACUACAUGGUCUUUGUUAGUAUUAAAGGCCACUGUUUUGCA